UGGCAAACACGACUGCACCCCAGGAUAAGUGGAUGCUACUACUGGACACUCUUACAAGAAACAGGUUCAGCUGCAGUUUGCUUUUGAUUCCUGUACCACUCUGCUGAUAGACUUUGAUACCUUGUUCGACGGCAAUAAACUACAGCAAACAAAGAACUGAUGAAAGCUCUUUAAAGGACUGUUCCUCUGAACUGUAUCAAGAAGAAAUGGCGUCUCUAACUCACCAGCUGUUACUAGCUUCACUUGCUCUUGGUGCUGUUCAACUCAUCAGUGGCUACAGCUUUGACAACUGUGUUGCAGAUCCUUAUGGGAAAAGUUUCAAAUGCAUCAACAGAAGGAGCAAGAAAAUGCACGAAAUAAUAAAUGACCUGCCGCCAUCUGUCCUCAGUCUCAAUAUCUCCUUUAACUCCAUACUGCAUAUCCCCAGCAACAGCUUUGCAAAUCUAUCACAACUCCAGUACCUACGAUUAGACCAAAACCAAGUGAGAACCAUCGAUCGGCUGGCUUUUCAAUACUUGCAUCAGUUAAAGUCUCUUAAUUUGUCCUCAAACAACAUAUCAGAACUCAGCUCUUCAUUGUUCAAUGACCUACGCAACCUCACCUUCCUCUCGCUAACACACAACAAAUUAAAGGAACUCCCCGUGGAUAUUUUCUCUGCUGUUCCCAAACUUGGAACUUUACUCAUGGGGAAAAACUUUCUCACAAAUUUCUCAGGGAUUGUCAAGUCUGUAUCACAUCUAAAGAAUCUGACAGUGCUCGACCUUUGCUCUAAUAAUUUGACCUCUCUCAGUCACUCAAAUGUGUCUCUGCCCAAAUCCCUCGCUGUGUUGUAUCUUUGUAGAAAUAAUCUGUAUACAUUAGGAUGUAAACCGUCACUUUUCAAGUUUGUCAGGCUGCUGGAUGUGUCUCACAAUUCUAAACUCAAUACCCUGGCUUUUCAAGGAGUGGAUCUGAGCAAUGUAAAAUCUCUGUAUUUGAGCUCAACAAGUGUCAAAGUAGUGGAGUUUUUAAAAAUGAGCGACAUUAAUGCAGGCCAUGUUGAUUUCUCUGGUGCUGGCUUAAAAAAUGGCAGUAUGUUGAAAGAGUUAUGUAUAUUGUUGAAGGAAAAGCUAAAGUCGAUUAAAAAUUUGCAACUCGCUGCUAAUGGGAUUAGAAACCUAACAAACUUCUCACAUUAUUGUCCAGUAAUUAAAGGGGCUUUGGACCUAUCCCACAAUGACCUAAAAGAAGUAGGAUGCCUGAACUUUCUCAAAACACAAACAGAAGUUACUAAGUUCACAGCAGAGCACAAUCUUCUCACCAGGCUCCCAUCAUGUACAAAACAAAUUACAGUUUAUUUCAACAGUCUGGAGAAGCUGAGCUAUCGCUACAAUCGCAUCCGCUCAGUUGGUGCUAACGCCUUUCAUCACACACCAAAUAUCAAGACACUGCAACUCAACAUAAAUAAUAUUGCUUUUCUCCAUCGCAGCUCUCUAAAAGGGCUGAAAAAACUUGAGACCCUCCGACUGGACAAUAACCUUUUGACAGAUUUGUUCAAUGUAACAUUUGAAGAUAAUUUCAACCUGCAAAUCCUUAAUCUGCGCAACAACCGAAUUUCGGUAAUAUUUAAUAGGACCUUCAGCGAACUAAAAAAUCUAACAACACUGGAUCUAGGAGGUAAUAAGAUCUCCCAAAUUCAGAUAUCUGGCCUAGAUGGAUUAAAAAGUCUGUCUAAACUCUAUCUAGAUGGAAACAACCUGAAAAAGAUUGACUCUUCGUACUAUCACGUGUUCCAAAAUACACUCACAGUACUGGAUUUACAAGGUAAUAUGAUUAGCUUCACCAGCGAUGAGAUCAGUUCACCAUUUAUGAACCUCAGCAAACUCAGUGAUCUAAAACUGAAUGAGCAGAAGCCGCAUGGCCUCGCUUUUUUACCUCGCACUUUAUUUCGUGGUCUCCAUUCAUUGAGAUCUUUGUAUCUCACUAAUAAUAACAUCUAUUAUCUUGCUCCUGAAACCUUUGAUGAUCUGACAGGCUUACAUUUCCUCACACUGGACAACUGCUGUCUUGGAGUGGUACAAUUACAGCCUGGAGUCUUUAAAAAUUUAAGAAAUUUGACUAAACUGGCUGUAGAAAAUAUGGGCAUUCAGAACUUUUCCAAGGAGGUUUUUGGAAAUCUUACACAGUUACAAAUCCUUCAACUCAACCACAAUGUGAUGCAGAGAAUUCCUGUAGAUGCACUAGAGAGUUUACCUAAACUCCACUACCUUGAUAUUCGUAAUAUUCCUCUAAGCUGCACCUGCAAGAACAGCCUCUUGCAAAACUAUACAUUGCAUAAUCCAAAUGUUCAGGUGGUGUAUCUCCGUACUUUGUCAUGCCCACAGGAUAUAAAAAAUAAAUUCUACAAAUUUGACACUAGAGUUUGUUACAUAGAUCUAGGAGAGUACAUGUUCUUCAGCACUGCAGCUGCGAUCAUCCUGUUUACAGUAAUUCCUUUACUUUAUGUUAAACUCUACUGGAAAAUGAAGUAUGGCUACUAUGUGUUCCGUUCCUGGUUUAGUGAGCACUGGAGCAGACUCAGAGAAGAGGAGGAAAAUUGCAAAUAUGAUGCUUUUAUCUCCUAUAAUUCAUCUGAUGAAGACUGGGUUAUGAAUCACUUGCUGCACAACCUGGAGGGAAAGGAAUCAUCUUUCAAACUCUGUCUACAUCACAGGGACUUUGAGCUGGGUCGUGAUAUUGUGGACAACAUUGUCAAUGCAGUUUACAGCAGCAGGAAAACGAUUUGUGUGGUGAGCAGGAACUUCUUACAAAGUGAGUGGUGCUCUCUGGAAAUUCAACUUGCCAGUUACAGACUCUUUGAUGAACACAGAGAUGUUCUUCUGCUCGUGUUUCUGGAGCCCAUCUCUGAGAGACAGCUGUCAUCCUAUCACCGCAUGAGGAAAGUCAUGCUGAAAAAGACUUAUUUGCAGUGGCCUGGGUCAGACUGCCCCGAUCCCCUGCAGGCCCAAGAACUGUUUUGGAAUCAGCUACGCAGGGCGAUAAGAACAGGGAGCAGACUGGAAACGGACGAAGAUGACGCCAUUGAUCCAGAAAGCAAAAAAACUAGACAAAAUGAAAAUCACACCUCGGAUGAAAACUGUUACUUGCAACCUUAAAAUGACUAGAUUAUUUGUGGUUUCAUUAUCAUUUAUAAUAUUCUGUAUGUCAAUAGUUCCCUUUUAAUGUGGCCAUGAAUACAUUGUGUGAAUGGGCAAAUAAUGACACAAACAACAUUAUUUUUAUGCAAUAU
This is a messenger RNA of Melanotaenia boesemani (Boeseman's rainbowfish), 3268 nucleotides long. It is a transcript of the gene tlr21, whose product is annotated as toll-like receptor 21. Gene Ontology annotation, biological process: toll-like receptor signaling pathway; inflammatory response; immune response. The transcript has 2 exons. The coding region runs from base 207 to 3134 and encodes 975 amino acids. Gene Ontology annotation, molecular function: transmembrane signaling receptor activity; protein binding. Gene Ontology annotation, cellular component: membrane. Lineage: Eukaryota; Metazoa; Chordata; Actinopteri; Atheriniformes; Melanotaeniidae. The record is from RefSeq and is a predicted model, not a curated record.